Colletotrichum phormii is the source of this 2707-nucleotide messenger RNA. RefSeq lists its product as uncharacterized. The coding region runs from base 460 to 2433 and encodes 657 amino acids. The transcript has a single exon. The record is from RefSeq and is a predicted model, not a curated record. Lineage: Eukaryota; Fungi; Ascomycota; Sordariomycetes; Glomerellales; Glomerellaceae.
CGAGGUGAUCCAUUCCUAACCUCCUGACUAAACUUAACACGAACGACGAGGAACGAGACACGAUAGCGGAAGAAUGGAAAAACGAGACACGGAGACCUGGCUUAGUGGCGCUUGCUGUAGGAAACUCUGUACUGGUCUCAGGCAUGCAAACUCAUCUUGUCACUCAGGAGACAAUGCUCACGGCAAGGGAGAGAGGCAUGGGCAGAGCUGCCAGAGACGCCAGAGACAUCGUUUCGAUGGAUCUUUGCCUGACAUGAGGGAAAGAGAGGGAGUUUCCAGAAGGUAUAAGAAAGAGAAGAUUCUCCGGCUUCUGUCCAACUUUCCUUUCCCUCCUCACCCUCAUCAUCAUUACACUCCGCAUCCUUAGGUCCUCUCUUCCUCUCUCUCUUUACCUCGUUUCACUCGUUUACGACCCGAGGUCUAGUCAUUCUUUUACUUGCUUUCGUCACUCGUUUAGUCAUGCGUCGCACGGCUCUCGUCUUCCUCCUGGGCAAGGUCGCCCUGGGACAGAGCACCGCUCCGUUCCAGAACACCACCACGACCUCAUCCACGCGCACCUCGUCUUCCUCUGUCGUGGUUAGCUCCUCCUUCUCCACAACCAUCUCUGGUUCCACCUCGUUGAGCACUCUUCAGACCACCUCAACUGGCCAGACGACAAUCAGCAGCUUGACCACUUCCACCGGUCUGAGCACCACUGUGACGACUGAGGUCCCCAUCACGACUUCCGAUGAGGUCACGACCAUUGACACCACCUUCAGCUCCGAUGAGCCUCCCAUCACCACUGAAGGGUCUUUGACGACCACGAUUGACACCUCUCCCACCACCACUGGAACCGACACCUCCUCAACCUCGUCGUCUGCGACCCCGUCGGCCACCGUCAUCCCCAACCCCGGCAGCGUUGGCAACUUCUCUCUGCUUGGCUGCUUCGGCUCCACCGCCGGUUUCCCUACCUUCGAGCUCGUCCUGUCUGCCGCUUCCAUGACUCUUGACCUUUGCGUCGCUUCCUGCCCUGCCGGCAAGCGCUACGCCGGUCUCUUCGGCUCCGACUGCUUCUGCGGUGACAUCGUCAGCGAUGCCACUGCUACCCGCGUCUCUGAGGACAAGUGCUCCAUCUCCUGCCCGGGCAACUCUGGCCAGCGUUGUGGUGGCCGCAACGUUGGCGGUACCCUCAAGCGCCAGCUCAUCUCUGCCGAGAUCUUGUUGACCAUCUACGUCCGUAUUGAUGGUGGUAUCGAUGCCACCACCACUGCCACCGUCACCACCACUUUCACCUCUGCGACCACUGUCACCGUUGACGGCACUGCUUCCACUGGCGUCACCACCGUCACCACCACCUACUGCCCUCUGUGCCAGGACUGCCAGGGUCCCUUCUGCUACAAGCCUGCUCCCAACCCGUGCUCCAACGGCAAGUGCUUCGGCGUUCCUUGCUACGGUGAUGACUGCUACAAGAAGAUUGUGUCCUACGGCGACUACUGCGGAUACGACUACCCCUGCUACGGUGCCGACUGCCAGCGCCGUCUCGUCUGGACCGAUGGCACCUGGCACCCUGAGGUCUGCUCCGGAUACGACUGCGGCCGCAAGAUCAAGUGUGUCUCCGGAAAGUGCGACUACGUCGUCAAGGGCUCCGACUUCGACUCCGAGAAGAUUGUCUGCUACGGCAACGUCUGCAAGGUCGAGACCUGCUCCGGUGAUGAGUGCAACAAGAAGUACGUCUGCAAGGACGACUCCUGCGUCUUCGAGUCCUGCCCGUACGCCGAUGCCAACAAGAAGUAUGAGUACAAGAACGACAAGUACAUCGAGGUCAAGGGCUGCAACGGCUCCUGCCCUGUUCCCCAGCCUCCCUGCUCUGGCGACUCUUGCAAGGUUGUCAUCCCCGUUCCUCCCGUCACCACUGUUGCUUGCGACGGCACCACCUGCAGCACCGUUGUCAUCCCCCAGCCUCCCGUCACCAAGACUCCCUUCGUCCCGGCCACCAACACCAUGCCCGCCGGCGCUCCCCCUACCGGCGCUCCCCCCGCUGGUUCUCCCCCGGCUGGUGCUCCCCCCGCCGGCACCCCUCCCGCUGGAGCUCCUCCCGCUGGCACCCCUCCCGCUGGAGCCCCUCCUGCCGGUGCUCCCCCUGCUGGCACUCCUCCCGCUGGUGCCCCUCCCGCUGGUGCCCCUCCCGCUGGUGCCCCUCCCGCUGGUGCCCCUCCCGCCGGUGCCCCUCCCGCCGGUGCUCCUCCUGCCGGUGCUCCUCCUGCCGGUGCUCCUCCUGCUGGAGCUCCCCCGGCUGGUGUUCCCCCGGCUAACUCUGCCGCCCCUCCUGCUGGCGGCAGCCCCACCGGCACUGCGACUGCCAAGCCCCCCGUCGUCACGGCCGGCACCAGCAAGUUCGCUGCCAGCUUCGGCGCUCUUGCCUUCAGCGUUCUUGCUGCCGCUGUCCUUCUGUAAGGGACUCGUCUGAGCAUGGAUGGAUAUUCUCUUCUCUUGACUCUACUAUGGGUCUGUUAAUGGUUAUCAGCUGGUGGUUUGUGGUAGGAGUAGUGGUUUUCUUCGAUAGUGGCCUAGCGGUUUUUGGGAGCAUCUUCGGAUCUCUCUGCUCGGCUAUGGAUGGACCUUUGACAAACGAUUUGACGAUAUAGAUAAUAAAGCGUGUGUUUCGCCACAUACAACAUCUUGCCCUCUUCCGUGACUUUGCCUUCGAUGCUCGGGAUUUCAAUGGUGG